This is a messenger RNA of Ustilaginoidea virens, 864 nucleotides long. RefSeq lists its product as uncharacterized. The record is from RefSeq and is a predicted model, not a curated record. Lineage: Eukaryota; Fungi; Ascomycota; Sordariomycetes; Hypocreales; Clavicipitaceae. Gene Ontology annotation, cellular component: mitochondrion. Bases 1 to 864 code for a protein of 287 amino acids. The transcript is spliced from 2 exons.
AUGUCCGCCGCCUGCUAUCCGCCGUCCGUCGCCCUCGUCAUCAUGGCUGCCGAAGCCCUGCCGCGGUUCCUGCUGCCGCGACUGAGCUGGAGCGCACCGCUGCACUCGGCGCGCCCAACCCGCCCGUUUGCCUCGUUUGCCUCGUUUGCCUCGUUUGCCUCGUUCCCGGCCGCCAACGCCCUCCUCCCCCGCCAGCGCUGGCCCUCGCCCUCGCCCUCGUCCGCCGCCGCCGCUCCGACGUCGCCCCAGCGCCCGCGCCGAUUCUCCGCCCUCCCCGGCCCGGCUGCUUCGCGGGCCUUCCACGCCACCGCCCAGCGACCGCGCGACCACCACUUUGACACCCUCAAGUUCGUCAAGCGCCUCCAGGGGGAAGGCUUCACCGAGGAGCAGUCGGUCGCCAUGAUGAAGGUCCUCAACGACGUCAUCGAAGAGAGCAUCCAGAACCUGACGCGCACCAUGGUCCUCCGCGAAGACGCCGCCAAGGCCACCUACACCCAAAAGGUCGACUUUGCCAAGCUCCGGUCGGAGCUCCUCUCGGCCGACAGCACCGAGUCCAACACGACGCGCAGCGCCCACGAGCGCCUCACCAACGAAAUUGCCAAGCUCAGCAGCCGGCUGCGGGACGAAAUCACCCGCACGCAGGCCAGCGUCCGGCUGGACCUGAACCUGGAAAAGGGCCGCAUCCGCGAGGAGGCGGUGGGCCAGGAGCUCAAGAUCAAGGAGACGGAGACCAAGAUUGAGCAGGAGGUGGCCGCGCUGCGGGAGAAGCUGGAGCAGGUCAAGUUCCAGACGCUGCAGUGGCUGAUGGGCGUGUGCACCGGCUUCGCCGCCCUGAUGCUCGGUGCCUGGAGGCUGCUCAUGUGA